Cornus florida is the source of this 1170-nucleotide messenger RNA. RefSeq lists its product as uncharacterized. The transcript has a single exon. NCBI's taxonomy places the organism in Eukaryota, Viridiplantae, Streptophyta, Magnoliopsida, Cornales, Cornaceae. The record is from RefSeq and is a predicted model, not a curated record. Bases 1 to 1170 code for a protein of 389 amino acids.
AUGGGUGUCAAAAGCAGAUGUGUAAAGGGGAAGAUUCUCUAUUUCUUGUGCAUUUGUAAUGGAGGAGGAUGGGUUUCCUUGGAUGUUCUCGGGUGUUUAUGGCCAGUAGACGAUGGGGAGAGGCAUAUUCUAUGGGAGGAGCUGGGGCUUAUGAGGGUACAAUUGAUUCGCCCGAGGUGUAUAGGAGGGGAUUUUAAUGUGGUUAGAUCCCCGGCGGAGCGAUCGAUAGGAGGAAGAUGGACUUCAGCUAUGGUACAGUUUUUGGAGUUCAUUGAUGGCCACCAUCUCCAUGAUUUGCUGUUACAAGGAGCGACGUUGACAUGGGGUAGUGGCAGAAAUUUACCUACUUUUUCACGUCUAGAUAGAUUUCUUAUUUUUGGAGAUUGGGAGGAGAAGUUUCCGGAUGCAAUUCAGGUUGCCUUGGCUAGACCGGUUUCGGACCAUUUUCCUUUGGUUCUUGAUUGUGGAGAGAUGAGGUCAAGGAUCACACCUUUUCAAUUUAAAAAUAUACAGCUUAGGGCGGAUGAUUUCCAAGGAUAUGUGAGGAACUGGUGGGAAGGGAGCAUGAUUGACAGUUUUCUGAGCUAUGUUCUUGCUAGAAAGCUUAGGGUUUUGAAGAAUGAGAUUAAAAGGUGGAAUAAGGAGGUGUUUGGGAAUCUUGAGUGGAGGAAGAAUAGGGCCUUUGCAGAAAUUGCACAUAUUGAUCGCUUGGAAGGUUCAAGCGGGAUUGGUGAGGAGCAAACAAGUAGGAGGGUUGCUUGUCAGGCUGAGAUUACUAAGAUUGCUAUGGCAGAGGAGAUUUCUUGGAGACAAAAAUCUAGAGCUAUUUUGCUCAAGGAGGGUGAUAGGAAUACUAAGUUUUUCCAUCGAUUGGCCAAUGCACAAAGGAGGGGUAAUCAUAUUGGGAGGCUUAAUAUUGAAGGGGAGACGCUCAUUAGGGAAGAGGAUGUUUGCAAGGGGGUUUCCACUUUUAAUCAAGGAUUUUUUACGGAGAAUACAUCUUCGAGACCUCGGCUGGAUGAUCUUCACUUUGAUUCUAUUUCGGAGGCAAGUAGGAUAGGGUUGGAAACUCCAUUCUCUGAAGAGGAGGUUAUGUUGCAAUGGGGACAAAGCUCUAGGGCCAGAUGGUUUUGCUAUGAGGUUCUUUCUGGAGAGCUGGGUUGUGGUUAG